This is a messenger RNA of Globicephala melas (long-finned pilot whale), 14242 nucleotides long. RefSeq names its product ClpB family mitochondrial disaggregase (gene CLPB). NCBI's taxonomy places the organism in Eukaryota, Metazoa, Chordata, Mammalia, Artiodactyla, Delphinidae. Gene Ontology annotation, molecular function: ATP hydrolysis activity; protein binding; ATP binding. Gene Ontology annotation, biological process: cellular response to heat. The record is from RefSeq and is a predicted model, not a curated record. Gene Ontology annotation, cellular component: mitochondrion; cytoplasm.
UUGGACGUGGCCAGUACAGGGGCCGGCACUAGGGGGUUAUCGAAGCAGCUGUCACGAUGCUGGGGUCCCUGGUGUUGAGGAGAACAGCGCCGGCGCCGCGGCUGCUCCUCCAGCUGCUUAGGUCCCCAUCGCUCCGGAGCCGUGGGAGUGCCACCGACCGGAGUGUGACCACCGGGGGACGCGGGGAGCCUCAGCGGCUGAGGGCAGCCAUCGGGGGGCGCCCUGGAACAUCGCCGGCCUUACUCACAAGAGAAGGGACAGCCACUGGGGGGCGCCAGAGGGGAGGUACCGAGACCCCCUGCCUCGCAGCCGCCACGUGGGGACGCCUUCCUAGCCCCGAAGACACUCUGCCUGGACAGGACAGCUGGAACGGGGCCCUCAACAGGGCCGGAAUGGGCGUGUGGGCGCUGGCAACGGUGCUGGUGGUACACUGUUACAGCAAGAGCCCGUCCAACAAGGAUGCAGCCCUGGUGGAAGCUGUUCGAGCCAACAAUGUCCAAGAAGUCAACAGGCUGUUGUCGGAAGGUGCUGAUGUCAAUGCAAGGCACAAACUUGGCUGGACAGCACUCAUGGUGGCAGCCAUCAACCGAAACGACAGUGUGGUGCAGGUCCUGCUUGCAGCUGGUGCUGACCCAAACCUCGGGGAUGAUUUCAGCAGUGUUUACAAGACUGCCAAGGAGCAGGGAAUCCAUUCUUUAGAAGUCCUGGUCACCCGAGAGGAUGACUUCAACAACCGGCUGAACAACCGUGCCAGCUUCAAGGGCUGCACAGCCCUGCACUAUGCUGUCCUUGCCGACGACUACCGCACCGUCAGGGAGCUGCUUGGUGGAGGAGCUAACCCCCUGCAGAGGAAUGAAAUGGGACACACACCCUUGGAUUAUGCUCGAGAAGGGGAGGUGAUGAAGCUCUUAAGGACUUCUGAGGCCAAGUACCAAGAGAAGCAGCGGAAACGUGAGGCCGAGGAACGGCGCCGCUUUCCCCUGGAGCAGCGGCUGAAGGAGCACAUCAUUGGCCAGGAGAGUGCCAUCGCCACAGUAGGCGCUGCGAUCCGGAGGAAGGAGAAUGGCUGGUACGACGAAGAACACCCUCUGGUCUUCCUCUUCCUGGGAUCAUCUGGAAUAGGAAAAACAGAACUGGCCAAGCAGACCGCCAAAUAUAUGCACAAAGAUGCCAAAAAGGGUUUCAUCAGGCUUGACAUGUCUGAGUUCCAGGAGCGGCAUGAGGUGGCCAAAUUUAUUGGGUCCCCACCAGGCUACAUCGGCCAUGAGGAGGGUGGCCAGCUGACCAAGAAGCUGAAGCAGUGCCCCAACGCUGUGGUGCUCUUCGAUGAGGUGGACAAAGCCCAUCCAGAUGUGCUCACCAUCAUGCUGCAGCUGUUUGAUGAGGGCCGGCUGACAGAUGGAAAAGGGAAGACCAUCGACUGCAAGGACGCCAUCUUCAUCAUGACCUCCAACGUGGGCAGUGACGAGAUAGCACAGCACGCGCUGCAGCUGAGGCAGGAAGCUUUGGAGAUGAGCCAUAACCGGAUCGCCGAGAACCUUGGGGAUGUCCAGACUAGUGACAAGAUCACCAUCUCUAAGAACUUCAAGGAAAAUGUGAUUCGCCCCAUCCUGAAAGCUCACUUCAGGAGAGAUGAGUUUCUGGGACGAAUCAAUGAGAUCGUCUACUUCCUCCCCUUCUGCCACUCGGAGCUCAUCCAACUCGUCAACAAGGAGCUGAAUUUCUGGGCCAAGAGAGCCAAGCAAAGGCACAACAUCACACUGCUCUGGGACCGUGAGGUGGCAGACGUGUUGGUUGACGGCUACAACGUGCACUAUGGCGCCCGCUCCAUUAAGCAUGAGGUGGAGCGCCGUGUGGUAAACCAGCUGGCGGCCGCCUACGAGCAGGACCUGCUGCCAGGGGGCUGCACUCUGCGCAUCACUGUGGAGGACUCAGACAAGCAGCUACUCAAGAGUCCUGAACUGCCCUCACCCCAGGCUGAGAAGCGUCCACCCAAGCUGCGGCUGGAGAUCAUCGAUAAGGACAGCAAGACCCACAGAUUGGACAUCCAGGCACCACUAAACCCUGAGAAGGUGUGCCACACCCUCUAGUGUCUACCUACCUGCCUAUACGUGCCCUGAACACCUAAUAAAGCCCCCUUGGCUGUGGCAUGGUAACGACCUACCUUCUCCUCCUGCCUCUCACUCCUCUCCAAAGUCAAAAGCAGGAAUUUUGCCCUACCCUGAUCCCUUCCUGUGGGCCCCACAUGUGCUAACAGGUCUCUGGGAGAGGAGCUGCUCCUCCAUCCCCUUCAAGCCAGGGGGAAGAGGGAGGUCUCUUAUCUCUGUCCUUCAGCAUGAUCCCCAUGUCCCAGCGUCUCUGGAACUUUAUCAUGUUUCCUGGAAGCUCAGAAGUAUGGCAGCUGAGAACAGAUCUGGCUGGAAAGAGACAGGGACCAGGCUGUGACCUGCCACCCUUUACUGGCUCUCAUGCAACUGAGUCCCCAGAAUGUCUCCACUGGGAAUGGAGAAGAAUGCAGAGGCCCAGGCACAGAGAUUCUGCAUUUAAGCCGUAGCUUCCUCUUUCCCAAGCUCUAAAAUUCCAAGGGAAAGGGACUCUCAGGGACACUACUGUGUCAUAGCUACUGUUGCUCCCCACCCCAUGUUCAGAGGUCAGACCAGAGCAUGUCUCUCCAGCCUUGGAACUAAGCCAGCAUAGGGCAUCUUUAGGAGGAAGGCUGACUGGGCACUACCCUGCCCUACACGGAGACUGGACAGAAGUUACCAAAUGACCAAGCAAGGUCAGCUCUACAGGGCCUCCUUCAGGAGACCAACUACGUAGACAUUGGGGAACUGCAGGAGGAGGAAUCAUGGGGUCGGGCUCUGCCCAGAUGGCCAUGGAGCCUGCCUCAGCCCCGUCUACACUAUGAUCCCAGCUAAGUGAACCUGGAAUAAACAGCUCCCCUGUGCAGUCUGCAUGUUAGUCACUAAGCAGAGGGACUGCACACCAUCCCCCAAGGCAUUCCACAGACAAGACAUGUUCCAGCCUCAGCUUAGCAGGGCACAGCAAGGCUUGGUACACCUUAGGAACCAUCUGCAAUAGCCACCAUCGAUGACCAUGUCAUCACCCUCCCCCUGCGGGGCCAUUUUGGAACCUUCCUUUGGUGUUACAAAGUCUCUUUCAGGAAGCAGAAAAUGGGGACAGGAAUCAAAAUCCCUUGGGUGAUGACAACAUGGCAGGUGUGAGGCAGUCAGAAGCCAGAACGUGGGCUCCAGCAGAUGCUCCAGCAAUCACUGUCCAGCCCCUCAAGGAGUUGUCUGCUGCUUCUUAACCUCAGUGACUGCCAUUCUUUUUUUUUUUAAUUUAUUUUAUUUACUUAUUUUUGGCUGCGUUGGGUCUUUGUUGCUGCACGCGGGCUUUCUGUAGUUGCAGCGAGUGGGGGCUACUCUUCGUUGCGGUGUGUGGGCUUCUCAUUGCUGUGGCUUCUCUUGUUGCAGAGCAUGAGCUCUAGGUGCACAGGUUUCAGUAGUUGUGGCACGUGGGCUCAGUAGUUGUAGCUCACGUGCCAUUCUUUUUUGUGUGUUAUUAUUAUUAUUAUUAUUAUUUUACUUCUUGCUCUGAAAUAAUUUUAGACUUACAGGUAGUUGCCAAAAUAAUAGAGUUCCCAUGCACCCUUCACCAGCUUCUCCUAAUAUUAACAUCUUUAAAAAUUAUUAAAUUACAGUAUAAUUAGUAAAACCAGGAAAUUAACAUGAUACAGUACUACUAACUAAUCUGUAGACAUUCAAAUUUUGCCAUGUUCCCCACUGAUGUCCUUUUUCUGGUCCAGAAUCCAAUCGAGGAGCCCACAUUGCAUUUUGUUAUGUUUUCUUCAUCUCCUUCAGCCUGUGACAGUUCCUCUGGCUUUCUUUGCCUUUUAUGACCUUGACACUUUUGAAAUGUCCAGAUCAGUUAAUUUGUAGAAUGUCCCUUAAUUUGGAUUUGCCUGCUGUUUUCACAUGAUUAGAUCAAGGCUCUACAUUUUGGGCAAGACUAACCCACAAGUGAUGCUGUGCCCUUCUUAGUGCCUCAUAGUGGCAGCACAUGGCUGAGGUUGUGUGUGCCAGUUUCUCCACUGUAGGUUUACUAAUUUCCCUUUUGAAAUUAAUAAGAAUCUCAUGGAAAGAUAGGAGCUGUAUAGAUGUCUUAUUUAUCCUUAGAAUUUUGCCUAUUGAUUUUUAGCAUCCAUCAAUGGUUCUUACUUAUAACAAGCAUUAAUAUUGUAUUUGCCUAAUGAUGACUUUCUCUUUUCUUAUUCCAUCUAUGUUUAUUAAUUGGUAUUCUACUGUAAGGAACAGCUGUCUCUUUUCCCCCAUUUAUUUAUUCAGUAAUUUAUUUAUAUUAGUAUAGACUAAUGGAUAUUUGUUUUAGUCUAUGGGUUAUAACCUAAUACUAACAUAGUUUUUUUUUUGCUCAUUUGGCCUAGAUUUGGCCAUUGGGAGCUCCUAAAUUGGCUCCUGUGUUGUUUCAACAUUGCCCCAUCAUUUUUUUUAGUAUUGCCUUACUUUCUGGUACCACAGGAUAUUCCAGGCUCACUCAUACUUUUCUUGUCCCAGCCCUGGCAUCAGACAUUUCUCUAAGCAGCUCCUGGUUCCUUUUAUUUGAGAAUGGUACUUAGAAACUAAGGUGGUAUAUUCAUUGCUACUGGAGUGUUGUUGCUUCUAGGCCUUUUCAGCACACAAAGCUAGGAAAUAUAUGUGUGUAUGUUAACACAUGUAUCACACACAACUGAAUUUAUUACUGUAUCUGUCUAUCUGUAUAUUAUUAAAAACUAUGAGUCCGUAUUGAUGCCUACAGUUCCAAUCCAACACCACAAGGUUUGCAAUUUGCCCUUAUUAUUAUGACUUUACUAUUCUUUUUCUGCUUCUUCCUCUCCUGCUAUCUCCGUUUCUUCUCCUCUCACUCUGUUUUUUGUUCAGACUUCCCUUAGAGGCUCUAAUUAAGUCAGUCGGUGACCAUCCUAUAUGGAACAUUCCUAUUGGAUAAAGUUCUUAUGCUUGACUGUCAGUCCCUUGGUUUAGUCAGCUGCGGCCAGGAGCAGCAGACAUAUAACUCAAAACCAGAUAAUUUUUUUUUUUUUUUUUUUUGCGGUACGCGGGCCUCUCACUGUUGUGGCCUCUCCCGUUGCGGAGCACAGGCUCUGGACGCGCAGGCUCAGCGGCCAUGGCUCACGGGCCCAGCCGCUCCGUGGCAUGUGGGAUCCUCCCGGACCGGGGCGCGAACCCGUGUCCCCUGCAUCGGCAGGCGGACUCUCAACCACAAAACCAGAUAAUUUUUGUACAAGAAAACCCAAUGGCCACCUUUCUGAGAAGACGGUAGGGGACAGGGUAGACCCUCAGAUUCUGAGGAACUUAAGUAUCACUUGUAGGGAAUCUUAGCUAGACCUCCUAGGUGAUGUUGGACCAUAGCAUCCUAGGCAGUAUUCAGCUCACUUGCAUUAUUUGUUCUAUGUAAGAACAGAUAGAGUGUAAGAUCCAAGAGGGCAGAUACCCAGUUAUUCCACUCACUAUCCUAUUCAUAGAAGCUGGCACAGAGCCAUCACAUGAUGGCUGCUCCAGGUAUUUGGAUGGAUGGGUGGGCCCUGCAGCAAGCAUAGACCUUCAUAGUGAGUCCCAGGACAGAACAGUAUCAUAUGUUCAUGGAGCACACAUUUGUCAUGUGUUUGUGGCCAGGCAGUAGAACCUGCUAGACCCUUAGUGAAUGGGGCAAAGUAAGACCCCAGAUACUUACUGAGUAUCCAGAAAUACAUGAGGCUGGACUUGCAAAUGAAAAUGUAAUAUCUUUAUUGUUCAAAAGGAAAAAUUCAAAGAUAUGUAGUGAUGGUUUUAGGAAUUUAGAAAAAAACACAUUUAAAGCAUAGGAAAAUAGAAAAUGGAUCAAUUAAAGAUAAAACCUGAAGUUAAGUAGGAAUUCAAAAAACAAAAAAGGAGAAAGGAUAAGAAAACUAUUCUUUUUGAAAACACCAAUAAAAUAGAUAAAAUCUCCUCAGCCUGAUAUAGGGAAAAAGCAAAAAAAAAAAAAAAAAAAAAACCAAGAUUAGGAAUGAGAAAUCAGACAUAACCACAUAUAUGAAAGUAUUUAAAAUAAUUUUAGGAGAAGUCUGUGGCCACAAUUUUGAAAACAGAACAGAUAGAUCAUUUCCUAGCAAACACUGACCCAAGUCAGUGGUUUGAAUACGCCAAUUAGUUACCAAAAGAAGAGAUUGGAAAGGUCAUUAAAAUUUUAUCUUUUUAAAAGAUUGUUUUCUUUAAACUUUUUAAAUUGACAUAUACAUGGAAAAGUACACAAAUCACAAGUAUACGAUUCAAUGAGUUAUCCACAAAGUGAAUACCACUGUAGCCAUCAUCCAGCCCAAAAAAUAGAUCAGAGUAAUUUUUAAUUACUAUAAAAACUGAUUCAGAUCAUGGGAAAAAUGGGAAGAUGCUCAGUUGAUUUUUAAAGGCCAGCGUAAGAUUAAUACUCAAACCCGCAAAACUGCCAAAAAGAAUGCCAUAGCUUAAUCUCAUCUACGACUAUAGAGGCAAAACUUCCAAAUAAAACUAAGUUGAAUUAUACAACAUAAUUACGUAAGUUUUAUUUCAGCAAUACAAGCCUCAGUAUCAGGAAAUUUAUUAAUAUAAUCCAUUACAUCAAGAACUUGAAGAUUAUUUAAAUGUCUGUAGAUUAAUAUUAAUUUUCUUAUUUUGAUAAUAGUUCUUAUGAUUAUGUAAGAGAAUAUCCUUGUUUUUAGAAAAUAUACAUUGAAAUAUUUAAAGAUAAAGACAGUUGGCAAAUGUUUCAGGAAGCUAAAUUAUACAUACACACACAUACAAAAGUAUACAUACAGAAUGAUAAAACAAAAGUAAAGUAUUUACAUGGAGGAAAUCUGAGUGAAGGGUAUACAGGAACUCUUUGUAUUGUUUUUGCAACUUUUCUGUAAGUCUAAAAUUAUUUCAGAAUAAAGUUUUUUUAAUGAAAGGAGAUGAACAUUUUAUCAGUAUAUGCUGAAAAAGCAUUUGAUAAAAUAUUACAGCUUUAAGUAUGAUUUGAUAAACUCCAAGUAAAAGAAACCAUCAAAAGCCAAUAGCAAACAUUUUUAAUUAUAAAUACUAAAGCUACUUCUGUUAAAGUCUGAAAUAAGACAAGCGUCAACACUGCUUUGAAAAUUUAGGUGUAAAUAAUUAGGCAAGAAAAGUGAGUAAUUGGUAUCUAUUGGAAAAUAAUAAAUGAUCUUGUUUUGUUGAUAUGUGACUGUGCUUUUAGGAGAUCUAAGAGGCUAUAAGUAAAACCUAUUAGCAUUAAUAAGGAAAUUUGGUAAGUGAGUAAAAGAUAAAUGUACAAAAAUCAAUUGCUUUUUUCUAUUCCAGCAAUAAUCAACUAGAAACAAUAACAAAAGUAUUCCAUUCACAAUUGAAAUAAAUAGGUGUAUGUAUUUGCUCAUAUAAAUAUAAAAUAUCUCUGGAAAAGAGAAGAAUUGGGCAGAGAGGAGACUGCAAUGGAAGGGUAAAUUCACUGUAUUCAUUUCUAUAAUUUAAAGUUUUGAACCAUAUUAAUGUGAUACCUAUUCAAAAUUAUAAAAUACUAAGAAUAAACAAAAAAUCAUAUUGAAGGGCAUAGAACAAGAUCUGACAAGUGAAAAGACAUACCAGGUUCUUGGAAGGGUGACUUGAUAUCAUUAAAGUGUCAAUUCUUUAAUAUACAAUUCAGUGCAAGCAUAGUUAGACUCGAACAUCUUUAAUUUAAUAAAAUUAAAAUCAUGUUAUACUGAAGUGUCUAGUAGCUUCACCAUAUGGAGCUACUAUUUUCUGGGUUAGGGAGAUAAUGAGUUACUACUGCUGUCAGUUACUACAAUUCCAUCUUGAUAGCACGCAAACUAGAGAAUAAGUAAAUGUAACUACUAUCAAUGUACACCCUAAAUAAAAUUAUGAGAGAAUAGAAAGAGAAGAAUUAAUGUCUGUGACUGGAGUGUAGAGAGUGUAUGUGAGUGUGAAGAAGAGGAGAAAGUGGUGGGAAAUGAAGCUAGAGAGGUGAGUUUCUGUACUUCAUAGUGUCUCGAAUGCCAUGCUGAGAGGAUGAAAUGGCCAUAUUUGUGUCUUUAAAAGACCCUUUGGGGCUUCCCUGGUGGCACAGUGGUUGAGAGUCUGCCUGCCGAUGCAGGGGACACGGGUUCUGCCCUGGUCCAGGAAGAUCCCAUAUGCCGCGGAGCGGCUGGGCCCGUGAGCCAUGGCCGCUGAGCCUGCAAAAACAAAAAAGCCCCUUGAUUGCAAUAUGCAGAAUGUUUGGGGGUGACUUCUGACCAAUAUAUCAAUACAACAGGCAGUAGUUCCGGGCAAACUCACUUCCUACCUCAAAUAUAGAAAUAUUGAAUAUUAUGUAGCCAAAAAAAAAAGUUUGACACACAACUGGACUUAAACCUAAAAAUGGGAAAUCCCAGGGUUCCAGAAAUGAAUGGGAACCCAAAAGUCAGAGGGUUUGUGAGAGUGGAGGUCAAAGAGUUCAUGGAGACUUGGGACUCAGAUAUAGGCCUAAUGGCUGAGUGCUAGGCCUUCAACACUGAAACAGGAGUCUCAAAGGACUACUUCCUUGUGCAAUGAAGACUAGAAAAACACUGCUCCUUAACCUGGGAAUCAGUAGGGAAAUACAAAAAAGUCUAACAUCACUCAGAGAUGUAAGUAGAAAGAGUCAGCUACAAAGAAACUAAGACAUUUGCUGUUUGUGAGAGUGUGGUCUAAAUUCACAGUACCCAAAUGUUACUGGAAUGUCAAGAUGAAAAACUAACAAAAAACUGGUCCUGGGCCGUAGGAUCCCUUAGAAGCAAACACAAAACUGUUCUGUAAGGAUAUUCUUGUAACCAAGUUUUCACAAAGGAACCUUUGGAAAAACAAGUCCUAUUGAAAUGAGCUUACAGGAAAACUUACCCCAAAUAAAGGAGGAGGAGAAGAGAAAACGAAAGAAGAAGCAAACCACCAUGAAGGAGAGCAAACUCAGCAGAUGCAACAAGUGGGAGAAUUUGCACUCCAAGAAUUGUAGUAGAAGAAUCUGAAUUUAAAAGAAGUAUGUUGGCACUUCCCUGGUGGUGCAGUGGUUAAGAAUCCGCCUGCCAAUGCAGGGGACAUGGGUUCGAUCCCUGGUCCGGGAAGAUCCCACAUGCCGUGGAGCAACUAAGCCCGUGCGCCACAACUACUGAGCCUGUGCUCUGGAGCCCGUGAGCCACAACUACUGAGCCCACGUGCCACAACUACUGAAGCCUGUGCACCUAGAGCCUGUGCUCCGCAACAAGAGAAGCCACUGCAAUGAGAAGCCCACGUACUGCAACGAAGAGUAGCCCCCACUCGCCGCAACUAGAGAAAGCGCACACACAGCAGCGAAGACCAAAUGCAGCCAUAAAUAAAUAAAUAAAUUUUUUAAAAAUUAAAAAUAAAAGUAUGUUUAGGGACUUACCUGGUGGUGCAGUGGUUAAGAAUCUGCCUGCCAAUGCAGGGGACAUGGGUUCGAGCCCUGGUCUGGGAGGAUCCUGCAUGCCGUGGAGCAAGUAAUCCUGUGCACCACAACUACUGAGCCUGUGCUCUAGAGCCCGUGAGCCACAACUGCUGAGCCCACAUGCCAAAACUACUGAAGCCCACGUGCCUAGAGCCUGUGCUCUGCAACAAGAGAAGCCCAUGUACCACAAGGAAGAGUAGCCCCCACUCGGCACAACUAGAGAAAGCCCGCAUGCAGCAGCAAAGACCCAACACAGCCAAAAAUAAAUAAAUUUUAAUAAAUAAAAAAUAAAGUAUGUUUAAAAUAUUCAGAGAAAUAAAGGGAGGACUAGAAACCAUAAGGCAAGAAAGGACAGUAUGAAAAAAGAAUAGGUGAACUUGAAAAAAGAACCUUUGUUCUAGGUGGUUUCUUUAGAUUUAUUUCCUUUUUUUUUUUUUUCCCCUGAACAAUUUUCUCUACUGUGGUCUUAACUGAUUUAGGUAUUAAAUAACAGAACCACUAAGUACUCGUAUUCUUUAAAGGAUAAAGAUUUGGGUCACCCACUGGGCUCCAAGGAGCUGACCUAGGACAAGGGAAAUACCCCCUAGGGUUGGGGGAAGAGGGCAGUCACCAGUGUGCCACCCCCAGGGCCAUGAUCAGUUGCAGAAAUAAGGAAUGUACCUGCCAGGACAAUCCUGGAACUCUUUGCCCACCAUCCUGCAAGAGUCGUUCCAGUCUAAUCCCAGCAUUCCUCACAGGUUUGUCAAAGUAAUUUCAAGAGGUCUGAACGUCAGUGGUCAUCUACCAUCACCUCAUCACAUAGUGUUCCCAACACUUCCCUGUGCCCCCAGUUCUUCCUUCAAUAAUCAACAAAUUUUUCUAUAUAAGCAUCUUGUUGGAAUGUUUGCUCCAUCUCUUCACCAUUUUUUUCUUUUUUUUUUCUGUUACUGAAGUAUAGUUGAUUUACAAUAUUGUGUUAGUUUCAGGUGUACAGCAAAGUGAUCCGGUUAUAUGUGUAGAUGUGUAUAUUCUUAUUUUCCAAUUCUUUUCCAUUAUAGUUUAUUACAAGAUUUUGAAUAUAGUUCUCUGUGCUAUACAGUAAAUCCUUGUUGUUUAUUUUAUAUAUGGUAGUAUGCAUCUGUUAAUCCCAUACUCCCCAAUUUAUCCCUCCCCACCUCUUACCUUUUGGUAACCAUGAGUUUAUUUUCUAUGUCCAUGAGCCUGUUUUUGUUUUGUAAAUUCGUUUGUACUGCUUUUUAGAUUACACAUAUGAGUGAUAUAAUAUUUGUCUUUCUCUUUCUUACUUAGUAUGAUGAUCUCUAGGUCCAUCCAUGUUGCUGCAAAUGACAUUACUUCAUUUUUUUUAUGGCUGAGUAAUAUUUCAUUGUGUAUAUAUACCACAUCUUCUUUAUCCAUUCAUCUGUUCAUGGACCCUUAGGUUUCUUCCAUGUCUUGGCUAUUGUAAAUAAUGCUGCUAUGAACAUUGGGGUGCAUGUGUCUUUUGGAAUUAGAGCUUUCGUCUUUUUUGCAUAUAUGCCCAGUAGUGGGAUUGAUGGAUCAUAUGGUAGUUCUAUUUUUAGUUUUUUAAGGAACCUCCAUACUGUUCUCCAUAGUGGCUGUACCAAUUUACGUUCCCCCCAGCAGUGUAGGAGGGAUCUCUUUUCUCCACACCCUCUCCAGCAUUUGUUAUUUGUAGACUUUUUGAUGUUGCCCAUUGUGACUGGUGUGAGGUGAUACCUUAUUGUAGUUUUGAUUUGCUUUUCUCUAAUAAUUAGUGAUGUUGAGCAUCUUUUCAUGUGCUUGUUGGCCAUCUGUAUGUCUUUGGAGGAAUAUCUAUUUCAGUCUUCUGCCCAUUUUUUGAUUGUUUUUUUGUUAUUGCAUUAUAUGAGCCGCUUGUAUAUUUUGGAAGUUAAGCCCUUGUCGGUCACAUGAUUUGCAAAUAUUUUCUCCCAGUCCAUAGGUUGUCUUUUCAUUUUGUUUAUGGUUUCCUUUGCUGUGCAAAAGCUUAUAAGUUUGAUUAGGUCCCAUUUGUUUAUUUUUGCUUUUAUUUCUAUUGUGUUGGGAGACUGACCUAAGAAAACAUUGCUAUGAUUUAUGUCAGAGAAUAUUUUUCACCUUAACUGUCUCCUGAAGGUAUCGUUUACUCUGGCUGUCCCUUAAGAUGCUUCUUCCCCUGUAGUCCUCUUAGGUGGCAGCUGCUUUUAUUGUCAGACCCAGGAAGUGAGCCCCCACUGCUUCUCUGUGAUUAUUGCUCAUCUUUCCUCCUAGCUUUUUUAAGUUCAGCAGUUUGACUAUUCCAGCCCUCUGUCAUUGCCCUAUCUACUGAUCUCUCAACAACUUCCCUCACACAAGGAAGAUCUUAGGCCCCAUAUCACUUUCUCCCUUCCUCAACACAUGCCAUCAUUCUUGGUGGCUUCAACUUCCCAUGAAUGACUUAUCCAAUACCCUACUUUGCUUACAUUUAGUGACCUUUUUAUGCCCCUGCCCACCUUAGCCACCUGUAUCAUGGUCACAUCUAAAUUUUAUCAACAAUAACUGUACUUCGUCCAAAACCCCGAUCCUUCUCUGGCCAGUCUAGUAUACUGAGUAAAUGAAAAACUUUUACAACUCAACAAUAAAAAGACAAUUUAAAUAGGAAAAGCAUCUGAGUAAACAUAUCUCCAAAGAAGGUAUACAAAUGGCCAAUAAGCACAUCCUUAGCCAUCAGGGAAAUGCAAACCAAAACUGCACACCCACUAGAAUGGCUAUAAUCAAAAAGAUAGACAAUAGCAAGUGUUGGUGAGGAUGCUGAGAAACUGGGAAUGUAAAAUGAUACAACCACUUUGGAAAAGAGUCUAGCAGUCCCUUAAAAGAUUAAACAUAGCAUUUCCAUGUCCCAGCAAUUCCAUUCCUAAGUAUACCUAAGAGACAUGAAAACAUACACCCACACAAAAACUUGUUGCACAAAUGUUCAGAAAGUAGAAACAACCCAAAUGCCCAUCAAACUAAUGAAUGAAUAAACAAAACUUGGUAUAUCCAUACAAUAGAAUAUUAUUUAUCCAUAAAAAGAAUGAAGUAAUGACUCAUGCUACAACAUGAAUGAACCUUGAAAACAUGCUAAAUGAAAGAAGCCAGUUACAAAAGAAUACAUAUUAUGAUUCCUUUUAUAUGGAAAUGUCUAGAUAGGCAAAUCAAUAGAGACAGAAAGUAGAUUAGUGGUUGUCAGCGGCUGAGGGAAGAGGGGAAUGGGAACAACUGAUAAUGGGCUUCUUUUGGAAUGAUGAAAAUGUUAUAGAAUUACAUAGUGGUGACGGUUGCACAACUUUGUGCAGUCACGCAAUUGUACACUUCAAAGGGUAAAUUUUAUGAUGUGAGUUACCUCAAUUUUUUAUAUCAAAAAAUUAUACAUCAAAUGUAAGAAAAUUUUCUUUAAAAAUAAGGCUUUUUUUUAAUGUAUCGAAGUUAAAUAUCAAGAGAAUGGGAAGACAAGCCAUAGACUGAGAGAAAAUAUUUGCAAAACAUAGUAUCUGAUGAAGGACUGAUAGCCAAAAUAUACAAAGAACUCUUAAAACUCAACAAUAACAAAAUGAACAACCAGAUUACAAACUGGGCAAAAGAUCUGAACAGAUAACUUCUCCAAAGAAGACCUACAGAUGGCAAAUAAGCAUAUGAAAAGAUGUUCAACAUCAUAUGUCAUCAGGGAAAUACAGAUUAACAAACGAGAUACCACUACACACCUAUUAGAAUGGCCAAAAUCUGGAACACUGACAGCAAGAAAUGCUGACACAGAGCAACAGGCACUUUCAUUUAUUGCUGGUGGGAAUGCACAAACUGGAAGACAAUUUGACUGUUUCUUAAAAAACUAAAUAUACUCUUACCAUGCAAUCCUGUAAUCGUACUCAUUGGCAUUUGCCCAAAGAAGCUGAAAAUGGAUGUCCACACAAAAACCUAUACACAAAUGUUUGUAGCAGCUUUAUUCAUAUUCAAGUUGCCAAAACUUGGAAACAACCAGGAUAUUCUUUGAUUGGCAAGUGCAUAAGCAAACUCUGGUACAUCCAGACAAUGGAAUAUUAUUUAGCACUAAAAAGAAAUAAGCUAUCAAGCUAGAAAAAGACAUGGAGAAACCAUAAGUGAAAGAAACCAAUCUACGAAGGCUACAUACUAUAUGAUUCCAUUCUGGAAAAGGCAAAACUAUGGAGAGAGUAAGAAACAUCAGUGGUUGCUAGGAACUUGAGUGGGGGGCAGAGAUGAACAGGUAGAGAACAGGGGAUUUUUAGAACAGUGAAACUAUUCUGUAUGAUAAUGGUGGGUAUGUGACAUUAUACAUUUGUCAAAACCCAUGGAAUGGACAACAGUGAACCCUAAUGUAAACUAUGGAAUUCGGUUGAUAAUGAUGUGUCAAUAUUGGUUCAUCAGUUGUAAUAAAGGUGCCAUUCCGAUGCUGAUGUUGAUAGUGGGGAGACUUUGGGGCAGGUGUGAAAUACGGGAACUCUAUAUUUUCCACCCCAGUUUUGCUGUGAACCUAAAGCUGCUCUAAAAAAGUCUUAUCAAUUUUAAAAAGUAAAACUACAUUUUAAUAGAGCUGUAUCAAAGAAGUCAAGGUUCAUAUUUUAACAGGUUAAAAUUACAAAACUGUCUUAGGGUCUUCCUCUGCUUGAUUUCUGUGGCUUCUCUGGGCAUACUCAGACACAGAGUAGAUGCUUACCUAGUGCUUGCUGGAAGAGCAAAUUCCUCAAUAUGCUUUCUAUGGCAUAAUUUCAUGAUUUGGAAUUUUAUCUUUGACAGUUUCUUCCCAUUACAGUAACUC